This is a messenger RNA of Phytophthora sojae, 207 nucleotides long. RefSeq lists its product as hypothetical. The annotation marks the transcript as partial. Lineage: Eukaryota; Oomycota; Peronosporomycetes; Peronosporales; Peronosporaceae. The transcript has a single exon. The record is from RefSeq and is a predicted model, not a curated record.
GUGCUGGAUGCGUUCGCGGCUGGCGACGACUGGCUCACCGUGGCGAAAUACAACAACGUCUCGCGGGCGGCGGCGCACAGGCUGUGCAAGAAAGGAGAUCCCAGCCCGCCUCCGAGAGGCGGUGCCCGCGCCAGCUGCGUCAAGUGCACGGACGCAAUGGUUGAGGCGCUGGAGGGCUACUUAGACGAGGACUGCACGUCGACGCUC